Messenger RNA from Xiphophorus maculatus (southern platyfish), 3776 nucleotides. It is a transcript of the gene socs3b, whose product is annotated as suppressor of cytokine signaling 3. Bases 496 to 1122 code for a protein of 208 amino acids. Gene Ontology annotation, cellular component: phosphatidylinositol 3-kinase complex. Gene Ontology annotation, molecular function: 1-phosphatidylinositol-3-kinase regulator activity. Gene Ontology annotation, biological process: intracellular signal transduction; phosphatidylinositol phosphate biosynthetic process. The transcript has 3 exons. NCBI's taxonomy places the organism in Eukaryota, Metazoa, Chordata, Actinopteri, Cyprinodontiformes, Poeciliidae. The record is from RefSeq and is a predicted model, not a curated record.
GUAACCUUCUAACACACACACACACACACACACACACACACACCAACUCACCCACUCUCUCGCACGGGAUCUCUCCGACCGGCCGCAUUCCUCCGCUCUCCCAUCCAAACCCCACGCGUUUUUUUUGCGCGGGGGACACUUCUCUUUGGAUUUUAAUGCCUGAGUUAAUAAUUCAGCUGGCGCUACUUUCGGGUAGUUUGCGGGUCUUUUCCUUCGGCGACGAGCGGCUGCGGUGCGGACUUCGGCACAUCGGCAAGCUGUGCUUAGGUGCCCUCUCCCAGCCCCUCUCUGGAUGCAUCAGACCCCUCCUCCCCGGGGCCCUGGACCCGGCUUGUGACUCCGCCAACCUCGCCCCGUUGCCCCUCCAUCUCCGGUCACCCUGCUCCACAUUUACCUCCACCUGUCCGUCCCGGGGCUCCUGCUCCGGGCCCCCUGCCCCUCGACCGGCGGGCAGAGGCAGGGGGCCAUGGCGCCGCGGUAGCCAGGCCCCUCGCAAUGAGCAGUGUGACCCCUUCGGAGAGCAGCAGGAUUCAGGGGUCAGACUUAGCCCCACUUCACUACAAGCCCUUCAGCUCGCAUGAACACUACCAGCAGGUUAUGGAUGCUCAUCGUAAGCUUCUGGAGAGCGGCUUCUACUUUGGGCCCAUUGGGGGUUUGGAGGCCAAAGCCUUGCUGAGCAAAGAAGAACCUGGCACUUUCCUCAUCCGCGACUCGUCGGACCGCCGCUACUUCUUCACCCUGUCUGUGCAGACGGUUUAUGGAACCAGGAACCUCCGCAUCCACAGCGAGGAAGGCGGCUUCUUCCUCGAGAACGACUACCAAAACAAAGAGAAGGUGCCGCGGUUCGACUGCGUGCUGAAGCUCAUCACGUUCUACAUGGGCAGAGGGAGGGACGUGCAACUGACCAUGGAUGGGGCGAGCGAAGGAAGUAUGGAAACCAUUUACCUGAUGGACAGCCGCGGGAUUAAAACCCCGCUGGAGCUGCUGAAGCCCCUCAAGAUCAGCCCCUCGUCUCUGAAGCACAUAUGCAGGAGAGCGCUGAACCGAACGGGCCAAGGAGAGAUGCAGCAACUCCCGCAGGCGCUCAGAGACUUCAUGGAGAAGUACGACGCAUCUAUCUGACUGAUGAGGAACAGCACAGAACGCUUCUCAGAGCUGAUCAGACUGAAAUGAGGUCACUGCGACCAGAAUCAGCCGAUCUCAGCACUUUUGAUUCCUAAUAAAUCGCUGUUGGGCUCUGUCUACCUUAACCCCCAGAUGCUGGAGUCGGGUUCGGGUAACCGGCGAUUACCUCGUCUAACCUGCCUUAGGAGAACCUGACCACUACCGUUUGGGGUGGCAGAUGAAGCCAGAGGUCAAAGGUCAGCGUUUCCUAUGACUGACUCAGACGCAGAGCAGAGCCUCGUAGAAGAUUGUAAACGAUGGCGGGAUCACGCCGCCGAUGUUGGUGGGUUUUAACGCUCUUAAAGAAAGAACAUCCUCAUUUUUCCAACACUUUGGAUCACAGGACAGAGAGACGGGGAGGGAGCAACAGAAAAAAGGCAAAGUCCAAACGAGAGAAGAGAGAGAGGGAGAGGGAGAGAUCCCGGCAUACAGUAUUUGUUUGUCUGAGUGUGUGCGUUGUGGUUGUGCACAUAUUUCCAUUCCCUUUUCCCGCAAAUGUUGCCACAUAGAGGGGAGUGGGCUGGCCAUGCACGCUAGCUCAACACACACUCUUGCAGGUACAGGCCCACAUGCCGGUUUUGUCUGCGUAGGACACAAAAAAAAUUCAUUUCUUCUUCUGCUGUUUGUUUCUUAUUCCUCCUCCAUUACCCUUCCCUCCAUUUUUUUUCUUUUUUUUGAUGCAUGUGUGCUCUGACAGCGCCAGAAAACAGACCGCAGUCGCCGAGACAAAAGCUUGUUAUUGACACAAAGGCUCUUGUGAGGGACCAAACAAAAGAAGAAGAAAUUAUUUUUAUCCAGACUGCAAAGAUGUAAAGAUUUGCUGGAGACUGGCGGUAAUAAUCCCGGGGAUGGGGAAGGAAGAAGGGUGGGAAGACAGAGGAGGGGGGCAGAAGAGCGGGAAAUGGGAUUAGGGAAGGGGAAACUGAAGGAGGAGGAGACAUACUGGUAUACAGCUUGAUAAAAACACUGAUUAGAUUGAUGAUGCAGUCCUACAGGAUGUAGCUUGUGUAAAUAAGACGGCUCCAUCUUAGUCUCAAAUCAGUUCUUUUAGAGUAUUUUAUCUAGAAAUGCAACAAACUAACUUGUACUGGCUGAUACCAAUAUAUCCAAUUUGUUUGAGAGCCUGACCUUCCAAUUUUUAGGUCUGUAAGACAAACACUUUUAUGUAAAUGUUUUAAUUCUGUAGCUAAAGGCUGCAUGAUGGAGGAAGUAGUAACAAACCCAAAGAAAAAUUAGGCAAUCAUGAGAUUUCUUUUGUUUUUUAUGAAACUCAAAAUAAACUCCAUCAAAGGCGUGAUGUUUGUGGAUAUGCUUACACACUAAAAAUUUUAUUUUUGACGCAUUUAAAACAUACCGUAUUUUUCGGACUAUAAGACGCUACUUUUCUCCCACCAUGCCGCUUUGAACCAUGGGGCUUGUAGUCCGGUGCGGCUUUUCUGUGGAUUUUUCUUCAAAUUUAUUCAAACUCAUACCCCCUAAUCAUGGAAACCACAGUAAGAAGUUCAUAUGAUGCAGCUUUUAAGUUGAAGGCUAUCGAUCUGGCAGUACAGAUCGAUAGCCGCUGCACGUAAACUCGGCGUGAACGAGUCCAUGGUUCGGCGUUGGAGACGCAGGGCUGCGUCCUUAAUAGCAGAUUUUUUAAGGACGCAGCUCUCCUGAGAGCGGCGGAGAUACCAGCGGCUUAUAGCCCGUUAUAUGUACGUUUCCAUUUUUUUUUUAAAAAUACUUUGUGGGUGCGGCUUAUAGUCUGGAAAAUACGGUACUUAAAAAACUGAGAUGCACCUAUUGAUCAGCUGGAGGUCGGAAUUGGCUGAGUUUGAUUCUGAUUCUAUUCAAUUCCAGUUUUUAAAAAAAUGUCAGUGAUGACUUUAAUUAAAACUCAGAAGUGCAUCAAAGUGCAUGCUUAUAUAUUUUAUUUUUGUAGGCAGAUGGACAUAUGCAUUUUGUGUGUAACAUUUUUAUUAACUUAUUUCCUUUUAAGCCUUUUGUGUUGGUUGCCUGCCCGCUCUCUCUCUUUCUCUAUCUCCUGGUCUUCCUGCGCCAUUCAUGAAAGAGUUAAGAGGAAACAUGCUGUUUUUUGAACUGUUUAUAACCUUUUUUUUCUUUGCCUCUGGAGAACAUCAAGGGAACUACAUACUUCCCUUAGGAGAUUCUUUUAAAAAUGCCUUUUGUAAAACUAACUGCAAGACUCAGAUUUGACCCACAUUAUUAUCUUUUUGUUGUGUUUUUCUCGUGCUCAUACUCACCUGUAAUCCAUAUUGGAAUGGUAACCUCGUCUUUUCUUUUUACAUCAUGAAACAGUGUGAGUUUAUGUAGCCCCAGUGAUGCACACCUUUUGUAUUUAAUGGUCAGAUCUGGGUCUUACUGUCUUGCAUCAAACACCAAGUUCUUACAUGUUGUGCUGCAGCAGUAGACCGAGUGUAUGUGAAUCAUUUGUCUUUUAUAAAGACUCACUUGCAAAAGGCUGGCCACUAGUCUGGCAAAAUACAAGCUGUAAUAUCUGCAAUGUCAAAAGCAUUACAUAAUAAAUGAAAAGGAAACGUUGCACAUAUUUAUAUUUCUAAAAUAUUUCAAUAAUUUAUAUUAAAGAGCACUAUUUUUACAAAAGCCAA